CAGCGACAAGAAUUUCGUCCAGUCGCAUUUUGGCCCACGUCUGAGUGCAACGGUCGCACGGUGCGUUUUUGCUACAAUCGAACUAAUUAACGCAGGUAAAUUUCGAUUGCACACGAUUUAUUAAUGAAGCAAAUCUUGACCUACAUUAAUAAAUUCAAAGACGACCGUGCGCAUGCGUUAUUCGGCAUUAUUGCGUCACAAAUAUCAAUACAUGGGACUGGAGUAGCAUACACUUUGGUUUAAAGUGUUCGCCCUAUUUUUGGUUUUAAUUCAAAGACAGACAUGUCGGCGGGAGAUUCUCUGGGACCUUCUGGUGGCGACGAUGGAAUCGUUGGCGGUCCCAGGACGCCCCAGCAGGUCGCCGCACAGAAGCGCCUCCAACAAACACAGGCGCAGGUCGACGAGGUCGUCGACAUCAUGAAAACGAACGUAGAAAAGGUACUCGAACGGGACCAGAAAUUAUCGGAGCUAGACGAUAGGGCAGACGCACUGCAACAGGGAGCGUCGCAAUUCGAACAGCAGGCGGGAAAGUUGAAACGAAAAUUUUGGCUACAAAAUCUAAAGAUGAUGAUAAUAAUGGGCGCGAUCGGUCUCGUCAUUCUAAUUAUCAUUAUCAUGAAAUUUAUGCCCGAAAGUACACCUCAACCUCAAGUUCAACAAUACAACCCAGCGCUGAUCCAGCCAGGAGCCGGACCUGCCGCACCGCAGCCAGGUCAGGUUGCGAACACCCCAGCGCCGCCAGCGGCAAGCGGUUAACUUCAACCAACACUUUAAGUUUUAACAAAUUCUUUUUUAUAGGAAUUCAACCCUUAAGGUCGUUUCGUUCAAGGGCCACUAACACAAGCUUUAAAUUGGCGGUCUUGUACAGGUUCUUGUCACUCCAAAAGGUGAAGGACAAUAACGAUCGACACCAAUAACUCUUAAAUAAAUAAAAGAGUGGCGCCAACGAAGCGACCUUAAAAUUUCAUUAUUUCAAAACAAAAUGACUUCUGGGCUAUAAUGUAUGCGUAGAUAAAUGUUAUCUGUAAAUUUCCGCUUUGAAUAUCCGUAAUACGCGUCGCAUACACAUAAUACCUAUUCUGACCUUAUCUGUAUGCGAGUAUUGCACACAACUGUAUAUCUUAUAUAAAUGUUAAUAAAACAAUUGCGUGAAUGCGCAGCGUGGGUGAUCGCAUCAAGGCUUCGAACACCAAGAUCACCCCCUGCGCGCAAACAAUUACGGUAUCGAAAUGAGUAGGUUUCUAAUUUCUUCUAUUUGACGUAGAAUAGCAUUAUAAGCAAAAUGGAGGAUUAUGCACGAUCAGUAUGCGAAGACAGUGUGAGUAUAGAAAAAUCUUUGAAUUUUUAGAUGUUAACAAAAAAAAA
This is a messenger RNA of Photinus pyralis (common eastern firefly), 1365 nucleotides long. Its product is annotated as vesicle-associated membrane protein 2. NCBI's taxonomy places the organism in Eukaryota, Metazoa, Arthropoda, Insecta, Coleoptera, Lampyridae. Gene Ontology annotation, molecular function: syntaxin binding; SNAP receptor activity. Bases 283 to 756 code for a protein of 157 amino acids. Gene Ontology annotation, biological process: vesicle fusion; vesicle-mediated transport. Gene Ontology annotation, cellular component: plasma membrane; SNARE complex. The transcript has 5 exons. The record is from RefSeq and is a predicted model, not a curated record.